GCCUUCUGGAGACUCCACCCAUCCUCGCAGAAGAGCCCAGAAAGAAGAUAUGGCUAUUGGACCCAGGGAAGCAAGGUCUCAAGUGUCGGUGACCUUCCAGGAUGUGGCUGUGCUUUUCACGAGGGAUGAGUGGAGGGAGCUGGGUCCUUCUCAGAGAAACGUGUACCAGGAAGUGAUGCUGGAGAACUACAGCAACCUGGUCUCACUGGGACUCCUGUUUUCCAAACCAAAAGUGAUCUCCCUGUUGCAGCAAGGAGAAGAUCCUUGGAGGGUAGAGAAAGAAAGUCCUGGAGGCCCCUCUCUAGGAUGUAAGAGCAGUCCUAAAACUACAAAGUCAACUCAAACCCAAGAUUCAUCAUUUCAGGGGCUUAGAAGGAAAAGACUCAAAAGGGAUGAACCCUGGAAUUUCAUAUCAGAAAAACCCUGCAUAUAUGAAGACAGAUUAAAGAAACAAAAGGACAAAAAAGAAAGUUUACAAAUAAUUUCAAUCACCCAUACAAAAAUCCUCACUGUAGAAAGAAGCCAUAAAAAUACUGACUUUGGCCAAAAUUUCAGCCUGAACUCAGUCUUUGUUAAGCAACAGAGGGUUGCUAGGGAAAAAACACCCUCAAAAUAUGAAAUACAAAGAAAUAGUUUCAAGCAGAAUUCAAACUUACUUAACCAACCAAAAAUCAAAACAGCAGAGAAGCGGUAUAAAUGUAAUAUAUGUGAAAAAGCCUUCAUUCACAAUUCUUCCCUUCGUAAACAUCAGAAAAACCACACUGGAGAGAAAUUAUUUAAAUGUAAAGAAUGUUUGAAAGCUUUCAGCCAAAGUUCAGCUCUUAUUCAGCAUCAAAGAACUCAUACUGGAGAGAAACCCUACAUCUGUAAAGAAUGUGGGAAAGCUUUCAGUCAUAGUGCAUCCCUUUGUAAACAUCUAAGAAUCCACACUGUGGAGAAAUCCUAUAGAUGUAAAGAAUGUGGUAAAUCCUUCAGCAGAAGGUCUGGCCUUUUUAUACAUCAAAAAAUCCACGCUCGAGAAAAUCCCCAUAGAUAUAACCCAGGUAGGAAGGCAUCCAGCACAUCCCUUCCCGGGUGUCAGAGAAUUCAUCUCCGAAAGAAGUCCUAUUUAUGUAAUGAAUGUGGCAACACCUUUAAGUCUAGCUCAUCCCUUCGUUAUCAUCAGAGGAUUCACACGGGAGAGAAACCUUUCAAGUGCAGUGAAUGUGGGAGAGCCUUCAGCCAGAGUGCGUCUCUUAUCCAGCACGAAAGAAUUCACACCGGAGAAAAGCCCUAUCGAUGUAACGAAUGUGGAAAAGGUUUUACUUCUAUUUCAAGACUUAAUAGACACCGGAUAAUUCAUACUGGUGAGAAACUGUAUAACUGUAACGAAUGUGGCAAAGCCUUAAGUUCUCACUCAACGCUUAUCAUUCAUGAAAGAAUUCACACUGGAGAGAAACCGUGUAAAUGUAAAGUGUGUGGGAAAGCCUUCCGACAGAGUUCAGCUCUCAUUCAACAUCAGAGGAUGCACACUGGAGAAAGACCCUAUAAAUGCAACCAGUGUGGGAAAACAUUCAGGUGUAACUCAUCUCUUAGUAAUCAUCAGAGAAUUCACACAGGAGAGAAACCAUAUCGAUGUCUGGAAUGUGGGAUAUCUUUCGGCCAAAGUGCAGCUCUUAUUCAGCAUCAAAGGAUUCAUACAGGAGAAAAACCCUUUGAAUGUAACACAUGUGGGAAAACUUUUAGACAAAGCUCAUCACUUAUUGCCCAUCAGAGAAUUCAUACUGGAGAGAAACCAUAUGAAUGUAAUGCAUGUGGGAAACUAUUCAGCCAGAGGUCAUCACUUACUAAUCAUUAUAAAAUCCACAUUGAAGAGGAUUCCUUGAAAGUAGAUUUGCAUGUGUGAAAGCCUUAAACCAAAGCCCAGCAGAGUAUACAUACAUGAGAUUGAUUUAAUAAAUGUUAUGAACAUGAGAAAACUUUUCAAUUUUAAUUUUGUUUCAUCAGAUAUUAAAUUCUAAGGAUAAAAAGCUCUAUGUGAUAAAUAUGUGGAAAACUUUCAUACCUGUCAGUCACUUUUUAAAAUAUCCCAAGACAAGGAAAUCACAAUUGUAAUUUGAUUGCAAAAUCACAAUUUUGACCAUUUGUAAGAUAAAAGGUGGGGUUUUUCUAUCUCUUUAUACAGCAUUAUACACUAUAUGUGAUAUGUAAACAUGAGAAAAAUCUGGGUGUAGGAGUGCUGGAUUUCUCAUUAGACACCAACUGUAUAAGCCAGCAGCAUAUUUAUUAGAAUUUAUUAAAAUAUUAACAUUUUAAUAGCAAGCAGAACUGAUCUUAAAAUAUAUGCAUAUGUAGACCAAAUAAUAGAUUAAAAAA
Odobenus rosmarus divergens (Pacific walrus) is the source of this 2355-nucleotide messenger RNA. RefSeq names its product zinc finger protein 354B (gene ZNF354B). Gene Ontology annotation, molecular function: DNA-binding transcription factor activity, RNA polymerase II-specific; RNA polymerase II transcription regulatory region sequence-specific DNA binding. The transcript has 4 exons. Gene Ontology annotation, cellular component: nucleus. Bases 50 to 1885 code for a protein of 611 amino acids. NCBI's taxonomy places the organism in Eukaryota, Metazoa, Chordata, Mammalia, Carnivora, Odobenidae. The record is from RefSeq and is a predicted model, not a curated record. Gene Ontology annotation, biological process: regulation of transcription by RNA polymerase II.